Sebastes umbrosus (honeycomb rockfish) is the source of this 4986-nucleotide messenger RNA. It is a transcript of the gene nr2f6a, whose product is annotated as nuclear receptor subfamily 2, group F, member 6a. Lineage: Eukaryota; Metazoa; Chordata; Actinopteri; Perciformes; Sebastidae. Bases 1159 to 2385 code for a protein of 408 amino acids. The record is from RefSeq and is a predicted model, not a curated record. Gene Ontology annotation, molecular function: RNA polymerase II cis-regulatory region sequence-specific DNA binding; nuclear receptor activity; zinc ion binding. The transcript has 6 exons. Gene Ontology annotation, biological process: anatomical structure development; cell differentiation; negative regulation of transcription by RNA polymerase II.
AUGAAAACAGACAAGGGGAAAGAGGGGCGAGGAGGAGGAGAAAAAAAAAAGCUGAGAAAUCCAGCCCGUCUCCGGCUGCUGUGGCCAUUUUCUUCAAUCAUAAUUUGAUUUGUGGAGCCUGAGAGAGAAAGAGAGAGAGAGAGAGAGAGAGAAGAGCGUCCCUUCCACCCCCACCUCCUGCUCGCCAUAGGGAAAGGCUUCACACACACACACACACGGACGAAGAGCAAGGGCUAGGCCGCAAGUCAUUAGUUCUUGGUGGGCAAGCACUGACAAAAGGCUGGAGGAGGAGGAGAAGCCCGCAUGAGUGCCUGGAGAGCAACCACAGGAACUAUGGAGGGCUGAGCAGACGGACACCAUCCUGCUUCUUUUUUUAUUUUGGGAAGGAAGCAGCACGGAGGAUAUCGUCACCACCGAGCACUACAACAACAAGCAGGAAAGAGAGAGAGAUCACUUCCUUGUGUUGACUUGUGUUGUGUAUCUUUGUGGGAGGUGAGCGGUCCACGUCGCUCGCCUCGUCGGCUGCUGCCGCCUGGAAGAAGGAGAAGAUGAAAGAAGUGAUGUGUGGACAUCAGCUUGUUUUUGCUUGGAUGUGGACUUGUCUUCAUUUGUGGGUCACUCACACAAUGCUGCUGCAGCUGAGAGGAUUACAGCAGAAUAGCAGAGCUGUGUCUGCAGCCUCGCUGCAUGGAGGGAAGAUCUAGAGCGAGAUUUAUUUGUGCAGCACAUUGACGUCGAGGUUCCCUGUGCAGAAGACUGGAGCUGCUAUCUUCUACAGAGGAAAAAAAAGGAGAAAAACAACAAAGUAGGAGCUGCAGAGGAAGAAGAGAAAUGUUGAAUUGAAAUCCACAGGCAUGCAAAACUAAAAGUUGCCACAGUGAGACUGUUUCCAGGUCAUAGUGGAGUGGGAGGAGACUGGGUUUUUUCUCUCCUCCUCAAAGCUGUAGCUGUUUUCUCAUUGACAUCUGCUUUUCCAGCCUGAGGACUUUUAUUUUGUAAGAUAACCUUAAUGAGAGCACAAGAGGCGCGCAGGUGAGGAGGGGGACACACUUUCUUUUAUUUCUUUUAUUUUUUUUAUAUAUUUAUGUUACCUUGACAGCAGCCAGACAUCUUGGCUGCCUGUCCCGUUUUCCUCCGCCGUGGUUCGGUAACCGAGCGAUGGCCAUGGUGAGUGGGGGCUGGGGAGAUCCCAACGGGGGCACCAACGGGCUACCGGAGAACAAGAGCUACCUGCGAGGCGGAGAGGAGGAGGAAGGCUCUCCGCAGGCCGGAGGAAGCGACAUGGAGGCCGGGGACGAGGACAAGUCGUGCGUGGUGGACUGCGUGGUGUGCGGGGACAAGUCCAGCGGGAAACACUACGGCGUGUUCACGUGCGAGGGCUGCAAGAGCUUCUUCAAGAGGAGCGUGAGGCGCAACCUCAGCUACACAUGCAGGUCGAACAGAGAGUGUCAGAUCGACCAGCACCACAGGAACCAGUGCCAGUACUGUCGACUGAAGAAAUGUUUCCGCGUUGGCAUGCGCAAAGAAGCAGUUCAACGCGGUCGCAUCCCACCUCAGCCGAGCCUCAGCCCCUCCAUCACGCCCCUAGGUGGCGCCAGCGGCCUUGGAGGUGGCGACUUCUACAACAACAACAACAACGGCGGGAGCGGCGGCGGUCAGCCGGUGUCGGAGCUCAUUUCCCAGCUGCUGCGAGCCGAGCCGUACCCCAGCAGUCGGUUUGGACACCAGUACAACCAACAGGCCGGGCCAGAUAACGCCAUGGGGAUCGAUAACAUCUGUGAACUGGCUGCCAGGCUGCUCUUCAGCACCGUGGAGUGGGCCAGAAGCAUCCCUUACUUCCCCGAGCUGCCCGUGUCAGAUCAGGUGGCCCUGCUGAGGCUGAGCUGGAGCGAGCUCUUCAUCCUCAACGCCGCCCAGUCGGCCCUGCCGCUCCACAUGGCUCCCCUGCUGGCCGCGGCCGGCUUCCACUCCUCGCCCAUGUCCGCAGAGCGCGUGGUGUCCUUCAUGGACCAGGUGAGGGUGUUCCAGGACCAGGUGGACAAGCUGACCCGGCUGCAGGUGGACUCGGCUGAGUACAGUUGUCUCAAGGCCAUCGCGCUGUUCUCACCAGACGCCUGUGGUCUCACAGACCCGGUCCACGUGGAGUCUCUGCAGGAGAAGGCUCAGGUUGCUCUGACGGAGUAUGAGAGGAUGCAGUACCCGAGUCAGCCUCAGCGCUUCGGACGCCUGCUCCUGCGCCUCCCCGCCCUGCGCGCCGUCCCCGCCAGCCUCAUCUCGCAGCUCUUCUUCAUGCGCCUGGUAGGAAAGACACCCAUCGAGACGCUGAUCCGGGACAUGCAGCUCUCCGGAAGCUCCAUCAGCUGGCCGUAUGUCCCAGGACAAUAGCCCCCCCUCGCGGACGAGGUCUCCGUCUGGGAUUAGUGACGACAAGGACCCGCAGGAAACCUCCUGACUCAUCACUAUCCAUCUGUGUGGUUAUCAAACUGCAGUGCCAGCUGGCCGUCAUAUGUACUGUACUGUAACCGCUCUAUUCCCCCUCGUGACACGAGCCCUCUGUCUCCACGCGGGCCUCCAGUGAAGAAGAGGAGCCAGUGCCAGGCUGGAUCUGUCUUGUCGCCAGCCCAGUCGUUCUGGUGCCAGGUCUCAGGCCAGAGACCAGCUUUUCAUGCUGGGCUCCGAUAUGGCGGCCACAGCCAGUCAUGUCACCACCCACACGCCAUAGUGACUAAAGACGCCACAGUUUUCAUGUAGAGGGCAGCAGCACCCUGCUACAAAAACAUCUAGAGGACAAAACUGUCCCGCCGCUGAAAAGCAGCACAACAGUUUUCCCCCCACAUGGGCUCAUUUUCCAUGGCUCAUCAUUUGUGAUACAGUCAGUGACCUUUUUAUCCUCACAACAUUACAACACGGUAACCACGAUUAGAACGGAUCUAAUUAAACAGUGGUGAACUAAGACAAAGUAAAGGCCUCGUUGAACUCACCGCUCUCUCAGCUUCAACACUAAGGAAGAAGCCAAGGAGCCGAUCAGAUGGAACAGAAAGAAAACAAAACCAAGGAGAAAUCACCAAAGUCUAUCACAUCAUCCUCAGAGAUGGUUUAGCAGAGAGAAAGAGACGAAUGGACUCUAGUGACUGCCUCACCGUCGAGUGAACAAUGCAUUUAAAUUCAUUCACAGGGCUCACUGUUGCUGUAGUUGAAAGAUUUUGUCAAAAGAAAACGCCACAGUUACAUGAGAGUGGACUAAUACCUCACUAGACAUCAGAAUGCUUCAGUCUGAUAUUUCCUAAACACAAACCUCUGUAAAUGUUGUUCACCAGAAACCGCCUUCUUUUUGACAACUGCCUUGUUAUUCAUUUUGAAUUUGGGACACAUGAAACAUGAAGCAUUCGUCUUGUAUCUUUUUUUAAAAAAAAGAUCCCCAAAGUGAUUUUGACUUGUGUUUUGAAUAUGAAUUUUGACUGACUGAAUGAGGUGAAUUCAGCUAUUAAGCAUUGUUUGGAUCAAGCUUGUUUUGUUUUUUUUAUUAUUGAGAAACGGCAGGCUGACAUCAACUCGGGUUCUAGUAAAACAACUCAAGAUAAAAUAAUUAGUUAUUACCGUAGUUGGCGGUGAGAGAGUUUAUAAUACUAAUUAAAUACCAGUUUACGUUGAUCAGUCUCUGUUUCUGGGGGUGAUGAGCCCGUGAGAAAUGUAUUGAAAUGUACAUAUAUUGAGGCCAACAUUGUCUUUUUGCAUGUUCAAAUGUUGUUUUGGAGACGGUUUUAUUCUUUUACAUUAUGUAAUUAAAGGUUCAUUUAAACAUUUAAGUAUUGCUUUCACUGUUAGAUCCUAAAUGUUUUUUUUCUAUAUGUAUUUACAUGAAAAUACCUCUGUCAUCUGUUUAGAUGUCAAAAAAGCAGCCGAUUAGACUGUUAUCAGGCCAUUAAAUAGGCGUUAUCAGUCGCUAUAAGCACCAUAGAUAUGGGUCAAUAGGGGCCUACUACGCCCAAUAGUAGGUUUUAUCAUCUAUUCACAUGGUAGAUCAGAGAAAGAAAGUAUAAAAGAACACGACAGCGACCUCUAGCUACCUAAGUACUUAUGACAGGAGUCAUGCGCUGUAGUAUAGAUAGCUUGGUGUUUUCACCCAGGAGCCGGGGUUCACAUCCCGUGUGUCUUUGAGUUUAUAAGCGUUAAGUUUCACUUUCAGUUUUGAAAUGUAAUUAUUUUAAGCUACAACACAAUGUUUUUCUCUAAACCUAACUCUUUUUGUUGCCUAAAUCUGAAGAAGUCUUUGUUUGAUUUCAAAACGUAACAUUUCAUGCAGUUUAACGUAUUACAACAUGUUGCUUUUAAGUUUUGCUUUCACUUUUACAACCCAGUAGGCCCCUACUGACCCACAUCUAUGGUGCUUAUAGCAACCAAAACGCCUAUAUAAUGGCCUGAAACCGUCAAAUAGGGUGACAAAACAAGCUUAUCUUCAUGCCAUUACAGCUGAUAUGACAUAGAGAUGUUCUGAGUGAGUCUCUACUGUUGUGAAUGAUGCAAGAUGAUACUGUAAUGGAUGAAAAUCUGGUGGGAAAACUGCACUUGGAGGAUAUUCAAUGCCAAAACAUCACACUAUCUGUGACAAAGUUCAAAGAAGAUGGGCCCUGAUUCGCUGGUCCACCAGGAUUUACCUCACACAGGUAUUUCAAGAGGCGAGUUUACAAAAUCCAGAGUGAAAUAUUUGAAAGGAAAGAACGAAAUCAACUCUAAAUACGACAUAUUUCAGCAGUUUAGUUUACUUUUCAAACACAAAGUAGAAGGAUGUAACUCUGCUUCAUGAUCUACCGCCGGGCCUUUUGAAAGUUGUUUGGAUAUUCUUUUAGGCAACAGCCCACACAAACAUGUCAUCGAGAGAAAAAAAAAGAAAAAUAUACUAUUAAUGUUUUCUUAUCUUUGUGUUACUGAGUUCUUACAUUUUUAAAUUACAUGUGUAUGGCAACGUUAUUAAAAGAAUCAAAAGAU